GCCACGACCAUCGAUGUUGCUCGAUACAUCGAUGUUUUUUACAUUCCUAGUCUACUUUUGGUUAUUUUCAUUCUCAUUUACAAUCAAAGGAAUUAAUGGCGGAUAAGUUACCAGCGAUUGUGCCACCUUCUAAACCAUUUCCUGGUUCGCUUACACCCGGUUGGAACGAUCCGCCUCCUAUAAAUGAUUCUCGCCCGGCUGGCCGCACGAAACUCAACUUAAACAAGAGAGUCGCUUUUCCCGUGCAAACCGAAAGAAUUGAGCAGGGGCCUCCCCUUACAAGCUUUGGACAGUCGAAUAUACCACCAGUGGGCAAUAUUCCACCGCCGCCUUCAUUGUUGACACAUUCAUCUCAAGGUUUACACACAGCAAAUCCUGGGCAAUAAUCUGUCAACGUAGCCACUUGGUAAGAAUUACUAUUCCAGAGACCAUUUGUGUAUAAACUUUCAAGUAAUUAUUUAAAUAUUGCUUGUAAAUUAACAAUAAUUUGAUAAAUAUUUAAGAAAUGUUAUUAAUUGAAUAAAGGUUAAUCUAACAAUUAAUUAAGAAAUAUCUUUAAUACCAAAAGAAUGGAGCUGCAAUAUUCUGAAAAGCGCCGAAUGCCUCAGGAAUGACAGAAUACAUCGCUACAUCAGGUGUGGAGUAGGGAUGACCGAAGUUUGGCUUCCGAAAAGUAUCAGGUAGUUCGAGGCUGGCACCUUUCCAGCUUGAAAGAACGAAGACCAAAUAAUUCAA
Rhagoletis pomonella (apple maggot) is the source of this 735-nucleotide messenger RNA. RefSeq names its product proline-rich receptor-like protein kinase PERK1. The transcript is spliced from 2 exons. The coding region runs from base 96 to 386 and encodes 96 amino acids. The record is from RefSeq and is a predicted model, not a curated record. NCBI's taxonomy places the organism in Eukaryota, Metazoa, Arthropoda, Insecta, Diptera, Tephritidae.